Messenger RNA from Clunio marinus, 246 nucleotides. The record is from the annotation of a GenBank genome assembly. NCBI's taxonomy places the organism in Eukaryota, Metazoa, Arthropoda, Insecta, Diptera, Chironomidae.
AUGGUUUGGGAUAAGUGUGUACAUUAUCUGUUUAGUAGUAAGGAAAUAUCUGAAGAACUUGAUAAUAUGACCGGAUUAGAUGUUCGAUUCAGGAUCAAGUUCACGAACGAAAUAAUUUCGGGUACUCUUGGGAUAAAAAAGAAAAGGAAAACUAAAUAUUUACUUUCCUUGCCAAAUAGAUUAAUCGGAAAUUGGUACAUAAUUAACAAAUUUCCUAUACUUUCAUCCACUUCUCAAUACUCUUGA